Molecule: messenger RNA, 1334 nt
Organism: Canis lupus familiaris (dog)
Lineage: Eukaryota; Metazoa; Chordata; Mammalia; Carnivora; Canidae
Gene: SDHC
Product: succinate dehydrogenase complex subunit C
Exons: 6
Coding region: 87-596 (169 amino acids)
Biological process (GO): tricarboxylic acid cycle; mitochondrial electron transport, succinate to ubiquinone
Cellular component (GO): membrane
Molecular function (GO): succinate dehydrogenase activity; electron transfer activity
Source: RefSeq, a predicted model, not a curated record
CUGGCGCUGUCACGUGACAGAAACCCCGCCCCCCCCCCAGGCGGCGGAGACGUUGGACGUCACUUCCGUCCAGGCCGGAACUCAAGAUGGCUGCGCUCUUGUCGAGACAUGUUGGCCGUCAUUGCCUCCGUGCCCACCUUAGUCCUCAGCUCUGUAUCAGAAAUGCUGUUCCUUUGGGAACCACAGCCAAGGAAGAGAUGGAGAGGUUCUGGAAUAAGAACACUGAUUUAAACCGUCCUCUGUCUCCCCAUAUCACUAUCUACAGUUGGUCUCUUCCCAUGGCAAUGUCCAUUUGCCACCGUGGUACUGGUGUGGCCUUGAGUGCAGGGGUCUCUCUUUUUGGCUUGUCUGCCCUGUUGGUCCCUGGAAACUUUGAGUCUCAUUUGGAACUUGUGAAGUCCCUGUGCCUGGGACCAUCUCUGAUCUACACAGCCAAGUUUGCACUUGUCUUCCCUCUCAUGUAUCACACCUGGAAUGGGAUCCGACAUUUGAUAUGGGACCUAGGGAAAGGCCUGAAGAUUCCCCAGCUGUACCAGUCUGGAGUGGCUGUCUUGGUUCUUACUGUGUUGUCCUCUGUAGGGCUGGCAGCCAUGUAAAGAGCUGGAGUUCCCAGCAUUGUCUUCCCAUAAAUGAUUCACUGACCUAUCUUCCUGUUUGUCACUCUCUUCUCCAGCCAAGGCAAAAUUCUCCUGAUUUAUUUAGACCCUUUUGUGCUUGCAUAUUCCCUUGGAGCUUAGGGAAACAGUACCUAAUAGAACUAUAGCAGCGGGAAAGGGUCCAGUUUUGCUCCCUUGUUUCUGAAGAUGGAAUGACUCAAAACUUCCCUUUUCCUGCCCCUAGCUUGCAGCCUACUCUGGGCCUCGAAGCCCUCAUUUUCUCUCCAUAUUGGGCCUUGAUUUGUGCUGACAGUCAGCUUUUGGCUCCUUCUUCCUGUGACAGUGGAAACAAUGCCAGCUCUGUGGCCUCUGCCGUGGGGACUGGGAGUGGGGCUGUGGGUGCCACUGCCUGUGGGUUGCUAGCUUAAAGGACAGUUCUGUUCAUUGGUCAGGGUCUUCAGCACCCACACAGUGUGGCUGAAAGAAGAGGGAUGGGGGUGGAGGGGAAUGACCCUGUCCCAGCUAGAGGGAGAUCAGGAGGGUCAGUUGACUCUUAAAGCAGGUUUGGGGAGAAGAUAUAUAGCUUUUAGAGCAAAGGGAAGAUCCAGAAAAUUACAUUGAAUCUAUUAAGGGUUAUUUUUUCCCCCUGCAUUUCUGGAAAAACAAGGCUCUUUUCUAAUCCAAAUUCAUGUGACAUCUGUUUCUGAAACUGAAUUAAAAUACUCAUUUUGUCUUUGA